UUCCCAGUGACCUUCACUAGUAACAAUGAGCGUCCCCGCGGUGGGAAUCGACCUCGGCACUACGUACUCGUGCGUGGGCGUGUUCCAAAACGGCAGGGUCGAGAUCAUAGCCAACGACCACGGCAACAGGACCACUCCGUCUUAUGUCGCCUUCAACGAGAAUGAGAGGUUGAUAGGAGAUGCUGCUAAGAAUCAGGCAGCAACGAACGCAAAAAACACAGUUUUCGAUGCCAAGCGGUUGAUUGGAAGAAAAUUUAACGAUCCCUGUGUACAAAAUGACCUUAAAAAUUGGCCAUUCCAAGUCGUUGCGGAAGGUGACAAGCCAAAAAUUGUCGUUGAAUACAAAAAAGAAACAAAGAAGUUCACUCCAGAAGAAAUAUCCUCGAUGGUUUUGACAAAAAUGAAAGAAACCGCUGAAACGUAUUUAGGAGGGACUGUAAAAGAUGCAGUUAUAACGGUCCCUGCCUACUUCAAUGAUUCACAACGCCAAGCUACCAAAGAUGCUGGAACAAUUGCUGGACUACAUGUUCUUAGAAUUAUCAACGAACCAACCGCUGCUGCCCUCGCUUAUGGCUUGGAUAAAAAUUUGAAAGGUGAUAAGAAUGUUCUCAUAUUUGAUCUUGGUGGUGGAACAUUUGAUGUUUCAAUUCUCACGAUAGCUGAGGGAUCGCUCUUUGAAGUCCGGUCGACAUCAGGGGACACACAUUUAGGUGGUGAAGAUUUUGAUAGUCGAAUGGUUGAUCACUUUGCGCAAGAAUUUGAAAAGAAGUAUAAGAAAAAUUUAAGGGACAACCCUAAAGCAGUCAGAAGAUUACGCACGGCCUGCGAACGAGCUAAAAGAACUCUUUCAACUAGCACUGAAGCCAACGUGGAGGUCGAUGCAUUAUUCGAAGGCAUAGACUUUUAUUCAAAACUCACAAGAGCACGUUUCGAAGAACUGAAUUCUGAUCUGUUUCGAGCGACGCUGGCGCCUGUAGAAAAGGCAUUAAAAGACGCUAAAUUAAAUACAAGAGAAAUACACGAUGUCGUAUGUGUAGGCGGUUCAACAAGAAUUCCUAAGAUACAAAGACUGUUGCAGGAGUUUUUCGGCGGUAAAAUGUUAAAUCUUAAUAUAAAUCCCGACGAAGCUGUCGCUUACGGUGCUGCUGUCCAGGCCGCUAUAGUCACAGGAUCCAAAGACGAGCGUAUAGCUGACGUUCUGUUGGUGGAUGUAAUACCGCUGUCUCUUGGUAUCGAGACUGCAGGAGGCGUCAUGACAAAGCUGGUUGAUAGGAACACCAGAAUCCCAAUAGAGCAGAAGCAAAUAUUUACGACUUAUGCUGAUAAUCAACCAGCAGUCACUAUUCAGAUAUACGAAGGCGAGAGAGCACUGACCAAGGAUAACAAUUUGCUAGGAACAUUUAAUCUGUCGGGUAUACCUCCAGCGCCAAGAGGUGUGCCACAGAUUGAAGUGUCAUUUGACAUCGACGCUAACGGCAUCCUGACAGUGAAGGCCCAGGACCGAAGCACUGGGCGUUCGGAGAACAUCACCAUAUCGAACGACAAGGGUCGCCUGUCUCAGAAAGACAUAGAGAAGAUGCUACAAGACGCUGAGAAGUUCAAGAAGGAAGACGAAGCCGUGAGAAAACGCGUGGGGUUGAAAAAUCAGCUUGAGGCGUAUGCUUAUGGGUGCAAAGCGGCUAUAGAAAACGCGGGCGACCGUUUAACAGCAGAUGAAAAAGCCGCCGUAGAAAGAGAGUGCACGAACCAAUUGCGAUGGCUCGAACAGCAUCCGGACGCGUCCAAGUCAGACCUAGAAGCUCACUUGAAGGAAGCUGAAAAGGUGUGCCAACCGGCCAUGAUGAAGCUACAUGGAGCAGUAAGUGGCGGAGGGCCGAGCUGCGCGCGCAGAACCAGCGAUGGUGGACCUAGAGUCACUGAACUUGAUUAAAUAUUAU
This is a messenger RNA of Cydia amplana, 1937 nucleotides long. RefSeq names its product heat shock protein 68-like. NCBI's taxonomy places the organism in Eukaryota, Metazoa, Arthropoda, Insecta, Lepidoptera, Tortricidae. Gene Ontology annotation, cellular component: plasma membrane; cytoplasm; nucleus. The transcript is spliced from 7 exons. Bases 26 to 1930 code for a protein of 634 amino acids. Gene Ontology annotation, molecular function: ATP binding; ATP-dependent protein folding chaperone. The record is from RefSeq and is a predicted model, not a curated record.